CGGUGGCGUUAGGUAUCAAUGACGUCGGGUCAAUGACGUAUCAGGUCGUCUAUAGCUUUUAAUGCACCCUGUUCCACUUUCCACUUGGGUAUGUUGCGCCACAUAGCGGACACGUUUUCUGCCACUAGCUAUGGCUGAACUAUUCACACAGAAGGUACGGAACUAGAAAGCGCGCAGCUCGUCUCCUCUAUACUUUCCAGACGACGCAUCAGGUCGCAUUCGCCAUGAACUGCGAGGAAGUCAAGGAACAGUACAGAAGGGACUUUGACCCCGUUCUGUAUCAGGCAGCAGUGAAAUCAAAGGACUUUCUCCACCUGUUCUACCAGCAACAGCUACAUCAUAUCUUCGAUGGUGAUCUUAUCGCUGGGGAAACUCUCAUUGAUGUCGGCUGCGGUCCCACAGCACACAGCCUGUUCCCGGUUACCAAGAGGUUCAGCGGAAUUGUUCAGUGCGAGCUGCUGGAAAAGAACAGGGCUGCGGUUCUAAGGUGGCUCAAUAAAGACCCUGAAAUGCUGGACUGGUCAUUCUUCGCAGAAAGUGAAGCGCGACUGGAGGGAUAUGAAGACGUGAGAGCAGGAGCUGAGGAAAUUCAAGAGCGAACCCGGAAAGCCAUCAAGCAUGUGGUACCAUGCGAUGUGUAUGACCCGACAGUUUUGCCUGAAGAACACCGCAUUGAGUAUGACGUCGUGCUGACAGUCCUUUGUCUGGAAGCCGCUGCACCUGAUUUGGCCGCUUACAACCAGGCAUCUUUCAACAUCUAUCAGCUGGUCAAAACUGGAGGAUUCCUUGUUCAAUGCGGUGUCCUCGGAGCCACAUCUUACAGAGUUGGGAAAACUGCUUUUCGAGCAAUGUGUCUUGCGGAGGAUAUGGUAAAAAGCGCCAUCGAGACAACAGGUUUUAAGAUAAAGCGCUGGACUGUUGAUGAACCAAGAAUUGUUGAAGGGUAUGUGUACAACGGCGCGUAUGUGCUUGUGGCUGAGAAGUGUUGUUAGUCCAGUUUAUGUAGAAUUUUUACGUCUGGUGACUUUUUAUCGCACUGUCGAUAUCUUAUGGACGUUUUUAUUGACUUGGGGAACUCCAGUAUUAAAAUAUUUUAUGAGAAGAGUU
Molecule: messenger RNA, 1107 nt
Organism: Ornithodoros turicata
Lineage: Eukaryota; Metazoa; Arthropoda; Arachnida; Ixodida; Argasidae
Product: nicotinamide N-methyltransferase-like
Exons: 3
Coding region: 225-992 (255 amino acids)
Cellular component (GO): cytosol
Molecular function (GO): N-methyltransferase activity
Source: RefSeq, a predicted model, not a curated record